UUAAACUUACUCUUUUGCAAUGAACGCCAUACAGCGAAAAUCAAAUUUCAUUUGCUUCACUGCAUUACCGGUGAAAUAUUUCAAAUUUAUCGGCAUAUGCCUGCAGCCACCGGAAAUGUUAAGUAUCAAGUGCGCUAGAGUUGUAACAGUGGUGUCUAUCAUUCUAAUGUUUCUACAUCAAUUCGUUUAUUUGUUUACACCGGAACUUACCUUUUCCGAAAGAAUUGAAGCUAUUGGGCUUCUGAAUUAUACAAAUGUUGCUAUCGGAAAGAUAUUCUCUCUGAUCUACAAUCGUGGACUGCUACUGAAAAAUUACUGCGAAUUGGAGCGUAUUUACCCUAGCGUAGCUGUGGAGCGUCACUAUAAACUUGGUCGCUACUUGCGUAUUUACGCGCGCGUUAAAUCCUUCCUCCACACUUUCUUUGUAUAUAUAUUGAUUGUAUAUUUACUUUUUCCUAUUGCGCAAUCUUUCUACGAUUUAUUUUCUACCGGUGCGUACACGUACCGCAUGCCUGCAAAGUUUUGGUAUCCUCUGUCAGUGGAGGAAUCGCUGUUGGCUUACCUAUUUUAUAUCUCACUUCAAUGUUUUGCAUGUGUUUGUGCCGCCAUAGUUAUAUUAAGCUCUGAUUUAUGCCUCUUUAACUCGGUUGCACAACUAUUAUUGCACUUGGAUAUGUUAGCUCAGCGUAUACUCGAACUGCAACCAGCUGAAAAAGGCAGCAUGCGCGCUUUGAAAGCGAUCAUCGAAUACCAUCAAACAAUUUUGCUGCUAGCACAAGAUGUGAACGACAUAUUCGCACCAUCAAUCAUUUUCAGUUUGGCCUCUUCAUCAUUUAUACUAUGCUUUAGUGCCUAUCAGCUAUUGGGCGAUGUAUCCUUCGUUUUCGGAGCGAAAGUGCUACUCCUGCUUGGUUAUGAAAUGAAACAAGUGGUUAUCACUUGUUAUUAUGGCGACAAACUGAUAGAGAGCAGCUCACGUGUGUUUGAUGUGGUUUACGCUCACGAUUGGACUGUUGGCUCACCGGCAUACAAGCGAUUGGCCCUGAUAAUGAUGCUUCGCACACAUAAGCCCAUUGCUUUAAAUGUAGCUGGUAUAGCAGACGUCUCGCUAAAUACACUAAAACAGGUCCUGAGCACCGCUUAUCAAGUAUUCGCAGUUCUGAAGACAGCCUAAACUAAACAAUCUCGUUUGUUGUGAAAUCUACGAACAUACAUAUUUGGUAUUUCAAAUUUACAUAUUUAUUAAUUAAAUACAAUAGAUG
This is a messenger RNA of Rhagoletis pomonella (apple maggot), 1262 nucleotides long. RefSeq names its product odorant receptor 85b-like. The transcript has 4 exons. Gene Ontology annotation, biological process: detection of chemical stimulus involved in sensory perception of smell; sensory perception of smell. Lineage: Eukaryota; Metazoa; Arthropoda; Insecta; Diptera; Tephritidae. Gene Ontology annotation, molecular function: olfactory receptor activity; odorant binding. Bases 20 to 1174 code for a protein of 384 amino acids. Gene Ontology annotation, cellular component: plasma membrane. The record is from RefSeq and is a predicted model, not a curated record.